Molecule: messenger RNA, 4314 nt
Organism: Dictyostelium discoideum AX4
Lineage: Eukaryota; Evosea; Eumycetozoa; Dictyosteliales; Dictyosteliaceae
Gene: smc3
Product: structural maintenance of chromosome protein
Exons: 4
Coding region: 1-4314 (1437 amino acids)
Biological process (GO): chromosome organization
Cellular component (GO): chromosome; nucleus
Molecular function (GO): ATP binding; ATP hydrolysis activity
Source: RefSeq, a predicted model, not a curated record
AUGUUUAUAAAAUUCAUAUUUAUAAAAGGUUUUAGAAGUUAUAAAGAUCAAGGUUUUACAUCUAUUACAUUACACCCAGGUUUUAAUGUUGUUACUGGUAGAAAUGGUGCAGGUAAAAGUAAUUUAUUUGCAGCAAUUAGAUUUCUAUUAGGUGAUCUUAAUGUUGGUAAUAAUUCAGAAGAUAGAUUAAAACUAUUACACAGUUAUGGUGGUAAUACAAUGCAAACUGGUUAUGUAGAGAUUGUAUUUGAUAAUAGUGAUCAUAGAUUCCCUAUUGAUAAAACUGAAUUUUCAUUACGUAGAACAUUUGGUACAUCAAAAGAUGAAUUUAGUAUUGGUAAUAAUAAAUUAUCUAAAGCAGAUGUUAGAAAUAUGUUUGAAGCAGCCGGUUUCUCAAGUAGUAAUCCAUACUAUAUCGUACAACAAGGUAAAAUCAAUACAUUAGCAUUAAUGAAAGAUUCUGAUAGAUUGGAUAUGUUAAAAGAGGUAGCAGGUGCAACCGUUUAUGAAGAACGUAAGAGAGAGUCUGUUGCAAUCAUGAUAGAGUCUGAGAGUAAAUCAAUAAAGAUUGAAGAAUUUCUAAAAUACAUUGAUGAACGUAUCAAAGUAUUAGAUAAAGAACGUAAAGAAUUACAAUUAUAUCAAACUCAAAUUGAAAUGAAAAAACAAUUUGAAGCCUAUAUCAUUCAUUUAGAAGCAAAUGAAUCAAAUGAUAGAAUUCUAGAUCUUGAAAAAGAAAAAGAAAAAUAUUUAAUUCAUUCUUCAAAAGAAUCUAAAAAAUUAGAAAGAUUUACUGAUGAAUUAAAAAAGGAUGAAAGUAAAUUUAAUAAACUUUUAAGUGAAAUUAAAAAAAUUGAUAAUGAAAAAAUUAUGGUAGAAAAAUUAAAUGAAGUAUUUGAUAAACAAAAAGCACAAUUAGUUAUACAACAAAAACAUUUUAAAAAGUUAUUAUCAAAGGAACAAGCUAAAUUGGAAAAGUUACAAAAGGAACAAGAUUUAUUGAGUGGUAGUAAAGAGAAAUUAGAGAAAGAGAUUGAAAUCAUUAAACCAAAACUAGAGGAGUUAAUAGGCCAAGAGGAUGAUAUUGAUAAUAAAUUGUCAAGUACUGAAAGAAAUUUACAAGAAUUGUAUGUUAAACAAGGUAUGUUUCAAUUUAAAUCAAAGACAGAGAGAGAUAAAUAUUUGGGUGAUGAAAGUUCAAAACUUGAGGAUAUAGUUAACCAAUAUGAACAACAAGCUCAAUCAUUGGAGGAGGAUGUAGAGGAUAUGAAACAAAUUCAGCAAUCAAAGGGUAAACAAUUUGAUAAUAGUAUGGCUUCAAAAGAUAAAGAAGCAGAGAUUGUAAAGACAGCAGAAUUGAGAGUUCAUGAAUUAAAGUUGGAGAAAGAUCAAAUUGAACAACGAGUUUCCUCAACUUUCCAAUCGAUCAAUGAAAUGAAAUCCAAUCUAACAGAGCAUAGAAAUGAAUGGAAGAAAGCAGAAAGAAACCUUCAAACCAUUAUGAAUCGUCCAUUGAGUGAGGGUUUGACAAGAUUGAAUCAAAUUAGACAAGAGGGUAAAAUCAAGGGUAUUCAUGGUCCAUUGGUUGAACUCUUUGAUAUCGUUGAGCCAGAGGCAACUUUAGCAUUGGAGGUUGUAGGUGGCAAUGGUUUAUUCCAUGUGGUGGUCGACACUGAUGAUACCGCCUCAAAGAUAUUGGAGAUCUUAAACACUGAAAACAUUGGUCGUCUUUCAUUCAUUCCAUUGAAUCGUGUAAGAACUAAACCACCAAAAUUCCCAAUACUAGAGAAUGAUUUAGUUUGUCCAUUGAUUAAGGUGAUCUCAUUCGAUCCAAUCUAUACAGAGGCAAUGAAAUUGGUAUUUGGUAAAACUUUAAUCUGUAAAGAUGAAGCCACAGCUGAACAAGUUAGAAAAUCAAGUCAUGUCGAUUGUAUUACAUUUGAAGGUGAUGUUUUCCAUUCAAAAGGUGCUGUAACCGGUGGUUACUAUAGUAAAAAGAAAUUAAAACUCUCUAGUUAUCAACAAAUUAAACAUUGGCGUCAACAAUAUCAACAACUUCAAACUCAAUUAACUGAGAAGGAAUCUGAAUUGGAGAAACUUCAAGCAUCUCUUUUAUCCAUUCAAAAAACCAUUAGAACCAAAGAGGAUGAAAAGAAUAAAAUCUUAUCAAACAAUGAUAAUAGUAGAGUGGAAUUGGAUAAAAUCAUCUCUGAACGUACUAUGUACAUUGAAAUUCUUGAGAAGAAACAAACCAUCUUAAAGAAAUUAAAGAUUGAUAUUCAAAAUUGUAAAGAUACUAUCGAUGGUUAUCAAAAACAAAUCAAUACAGCAUUCAAUACUAAAUUAACUGAAGAAGAGAGUAAUUUACUUUUAACAUUGAGUGAAUCAUCGAUUCAAUUAAAGGAACAAAAGAUUUCAAUCUCUUCAGACGUUAUGAAACUUCAAUCUAGAAAGAAUCAAAUGACCAAUCAACUCAAUCAAAACUAUGGUAAACGUUUAAUGGAAAUCGAAGGUGAGAUUAAAUCACUUAAUCCUGAAAACUCUAAAUUACAAAUUGAACUUAAACAAAAGGAAAUCGAUGAGAUCAAUAUAGAGAUUGAUGGUGUUCGUGAGAAAUUAGAAUCAUUGGUUCAAUCAUUGAAUGAAAAAGACGCUGAAAUUAAACCAAUUAAAGUAUCAAUCGAUGCAUUGAAACAACAAACCUCUACAAUCGCUGAUCAAUUGGUUGCCGAUGGUAAAAAGAUGGAAUCCCUCCUUGCACAAAUUCAAAGUUUUAAUAAAGUUAGAGAUGCUAAACAGCUAAGAGUACUAUCAAAAGGUGAUAGAUUCAAUUUUGAAGAAUUGAAGAAAUAUAAUAAAGAUCAAUCAGUUGAAGAAUUAAAUAAGAUCAAUAAAUCAUUGGCUUCAUUGAGACAUGUAAAUCAAAAAGCAAAUGAUCAAUUCAAUAGUUUUACAAAUCAAUACAAUAGUUUAGAGGCAAGAAGAGAUGAACUUUAUGAAUCCAAUGCUUCAAUUCAAUUACUUAUUAAAACACUUGAUAAUAAAAAAGAUGAAGCUAUCGCUAGAACUUUUAGUGGUGUCGCAAAGAAUUUCACUCAAGUAUUUAAAGAAUUGAUUCCAGGUGGCAGUGCUAAAUUAGUAAUGAAACGUCAAAUGGACGAAGAUGAAGGCGAGGGUGAAGAUCCAAAAGAAUGGGCCGAUGGUGAAACUCCAAAAGGAUUAUUAACCUUCACUGGUAUUGGUAUUCAAGUUUCAUUUGGUGAAGGUCAUGAACCAUGUUCAAUGAGACAAUUAAGUGGUGGUCAAAAAACUUUGGUAGCUUUGGCUUUAAUUUUCGCACUUCAACGUACUGAUCCUGCUCCAUUCUAUCUUUUAGAUGAAAUUGAUGCUGCACUCGAUCAUAACUAUAGAGUAGCCGUAUCAAAGAUGAUUCGUAAACAUUCAAGAGAGAUUCAAUUCAUUGCCACUACUUUUGGUCCAGAGUUUGUCAUGGAUGCUAAUCAAAAUUGGAUUGUUGUUUUCAAUAAAGGUGGUUCUAAGUUAGUACCAGGUUCAACUGAAGAUGCUCUUAACGUUAUUAAACAAUUGGAUAAUGGUAGUGCUUUCGAUUACUCUUAUCAAGGUAUUACAGAAGAAGAGUUUAAUCAAGAUAGACCAGUUUUGGGUGUUGCUGAAAAUAAACAUCUCGUCGCAUUUGAAUUUAAACGUGCUAAAAAGAGGGCUCUCAAAGCUUUGGCUAAAGCUGAAGAGGCCUGCGCUAUAAUGGUUCAAGAUGAGGCUAAUCAAGAUUCAAAUGCUGAUUCCUCUGAAAAACUUAAACAUGACAAGAAAAUAUUUGAAAAACUUCAUAAAGAAUAUCUUCUUAGAGCAGCUGAAUUUAAUCAAGUAAAAGAGAGAUUCAUACGUUUUGGUGGUAUCAUUAAGCAACAAGGUGAUGAUGAAUUAAGUCAAUCAAGUCAACCACAAGAUAAAGAAAUGGAAAAUAUUGAAAAAGAAAAAGAUAAUAAUCAACAAACUUCAGAUACUGAAAUGAAAGAUACUGACCAAUCAACCACAAAACAAAAAUCACCACCAAAAAGAAAAUCACCUUCUCAAGAUACUUCAGAUAUUGAAACCUCUGACGAUGAAUCAAAGAAAAAACAAACAGAAUCUAAUCAAGAGGAAUCAGAUAUUGAUGAAGAAACUCCAUCUCAACGUUUCGAAGAGGCUUUAAAUUAUGCUUCACAAAAAUUAAAACAACAUGGUUUACAAGAAUCUGAACAAUCUGAACAAGAAGAAGAUGAUGAUGAUAUUUCAAGUGAUUCAAGUGAUUAA